AUGGUCGACUACCGUGGCGCGACCGUCGAGGAUCUCCAGCUCUCGCCCGCCCUCGUCUUGCCCGUCUCCACCUCGAUUGGAACCGCCCUGCAGCUCGCUUUCGAGCGGGACUUUAGCAUCCUCCCCCUCCACUCCCCCUCUUCCCGCGCCAACCUCCUCGGCUGGCUCUCCAUCGACGAGCUGAAGCCGCUCGCAGAGCAAGGCAAGAUCGACCUUGACGCGCCCUUGAGUGUCUUGAUGGAGGGCGGUGCCGACAAUGAGGCGGUGAACGGGACGGGAAAGAAGCCGGUCAAGGAGUUCAAGAAGGGGAGGAAGUAUGAAGUCAUUACCCCGUCGACACCACUCGAAGAGCUCGAGACGUUCUUUGCGCGGCAGAAAGGUCCGGGAGGAAGCGGCGCUUUCUUUGCGCUUGUGACGGAUGCUGGACGGAAGUUCGUGCUCGGCGUCGUGACGAGCGAGGACCUCCAGAAGUUCACCCACCGACGCUUCCCCUCCAACCCAGCACCCGCGCAAUCGAACCCGACCGUCGCCCUCCCCCCUUCUCUCGCAGGAUCCGCCGCAGCAACGGCACAGCCUCUAGCCGUCUAG
Messenger RNA from Rhodotorula toruloides NP11, 588 nucleotides. Its product is annotated as cystathionine beta-synthase (beta-thionase). Lineage: Eukaryota; Fungi; Basidiomycota; Microbotryomycetes; Sporidiobolales; Sporidiobolaceae. Bases 1 to 588 code for a protein of 195 amino acids. The transcript is spliced from 7 exons. The record is from RefSeq and is a predicted model, not a curated record.